AUGUCCUUGGAAUGUCAACACCUGAUCCCCUUCGAUGACGACGAAGGUAUCAUCCACAUACCGGGCCCAGAACCAGAUCCGAUCGGAUCUGGUGCAGUUGCGGACAAAGCAACUACGUCGGAGAAACCGGAAGACAGCUCCGAACGAGAAUGGCCAAACACGCUGCAGCAGUGCGGAGAAAUGACGCCAGCUCCCAAGUUGCGGCUGAUUCAACGAGAUCCGGCCACGCAUUCAAAUUCGUCGAGGCCGAAAUUCUCGCAAGAGGUGACAACCGCGUGGGCCGGGAGCUACUUGAAUCAUGGUUUACGGGCCUCCAGUCCAUUAACAAGUGCAAUGAACUUCCCCUUCCAUACUCUGUCCUGAGACUUCGCCUAGGCGGAGUAAUUGGCCGCGCGGGGAGCGCACAUGUGAACAAUCUUCCCAACACCAGGAUCGAUGCGUCAGAUGGUCGAGCAAUCAUCACACCAGCAUCCAACGCACGUGAUGAAAUUGCAGCAAUUAACGACGCGAACGUCGGCCAUCAAGCAAUUAACACACCACGUGCAACGAUCCCGGAUGAAAGGGGGGAGCCGUGAAUAGGAAUGCGGUAGCAUGGCGACUGCAUCCUAUAAAUACUGCAGCCCCUGGUGCAUGAAUCACCCGUAUCUGCUGUUGUCUCUGAUGAUGGGUUCGAGCAGCAAUCCGAAACGUCAGGCUAAUAAAGCUCUUGUCCCAGCGAUCGUGUCUCCUUCUUCAAGACUACUUCCUGGGACUCGUCUCUUCGCUUCUAUUGCCCAGCACUCCUCUCCAGACAGCACCGUCUGUGCCGACGCGGGCGUUGAAGUCACCGAGGACAUUCAACUUUUCCGCCUUCGACACAGUCGCCAGGACGGCGUGCAGGCCCUCGUAGAAUUUGUCUCUUAG
Messenger RNA from Spirometra erinaceieuropaei, 903 nucleotides. NCBI's taxonomy places the organism in Eukaryota, Metazoa, Platyhelminthes, Cestoda, Diphyllobothriidea, Diphyllobothriidae. The record is from the annotation of a GenBank genome assembly.